This is a messenger RNA of Misgurnus anguillicaudatus (oriental weatherfish), 2153 nucleotides long. Lineage: Eukaryota; Metazoa; Chordata; Actinopteri; Cypriniformes; Cobitidae. The record is from RefSeq and is a predicted model, not a curated record.
CGCUGAUAAAGAAAUGUUUUUGUAAUGUAUUUAAUUGUUUUCUUUACAAGUUUGUGGAGGUGAUACGAUGACAACUUAAACAUCCUUGACACAGCUGAAGGCGCAAAAAAAGCAAACGAGACAGAUUGUCAGUUCAAAACACCUGAAAACUUUUUUUCACUAUACUACAGCUGUCGAAGAACCACAGCAACGUCGACAGACCUGGAAGCAUAGCUGUAUUUGUUUAACUCACAACGACAACGGCUGUCGAAAAACAACAGCAACGUCGACCGACCUGGAAGCAAAGCUGUAUUUGUUUAACUCGCAAAGACAACGGGUAAAGUAUUUUCUUGAUUACCUAAAUGACUUGCAGUAAGAAAAUAUUUCAAUUUAUACUAAUGAUAAUUCUGUCAUAAUUUACUCAUCCUCGUGUUGUUUUAAACCUGUAGGCAUUCGUUUUUUUUUCUGAUUAACACAAAAGAAGAUAUUUUGAGGAAUGAUGGUAAACCCACAGCAGAUAGUGACCAUUGACUUCCAUAGUAGGAAUAAAAAAAUAUGAUGAAAUUUAAUAGGUACCAUCAACCGUGUGCUAACCAUAAUUUUUCUAAAUAUUUUCUUCAUCAUUUAUCACGAUAUUUCCAAAAUAUUUUUUCCUACUAUGGAAGUCAAUGUUAAUGUACUUCAUUAUUUGCUUUACAAGCCUGAAAUCCAGGUGACAGGAUUCUAUGGUAGUCACAAACAGGUAAACGAGUAAAAUAAUCACCAUUUACUUUUAAAAGCAUUUUGAAAAUUGCUUGCUUAUGCUGGGAGUAAAGGUAUUUAAUGCAGUGUGCAUCCUGUUUUAAAGGUAAUGUAUGAUUCUUUUAAAUCUGACACAUUUGCCACAUUAAAAUAACAGAAAUGUACUGUUUCAACUUUUUGGAGCCGGUGUGUCUGUGUUCUUGGGGCACAUCUACAUGUAAGAGCAGAAUUGCUUAUUAUUCUUCUCUAUUUCUUGUAUAGGUGAAUUAUGACUGAAGAACAGUUCACCAAAUGAAGACCAUAGCCAGGUGAUGGGAUUCUGUGGUAAUCACAAACAGAUUUAAAAGUGUCUACUGUUGAAAGACAUCUGAUCUCUUCUGAAAGCUGAUUCCAGCUCCAGGUAUAGAGUGAAAUGCACACGGCGAGGAAUUGACCCAGACCUUCAGUGCUAGACCUCUGACCCGCUAAUCUCCAUCCCGACAGCCAGGGCCUUCUCCGGCUCCCAUUGCGCUAUCGCUUCUCGGCUUUUUGGAUAAGAUCAAGUGGACACCGGGGACUACACGUUUAAAUGGAUUUUUGACCUUCGGAAAUGGAAGCGAGGCUUUCUCCGUCCACUCCAUGCAUCGCCUCGGGCGCUUUACGGGCACAAACAAGCCCCCCCAGGUCCUUCAUUUUAGCGGUGGAACAUGCUGUCUUUUAUUUUCUCUGGGGGUCCAGGUGGGAGAGAAUAAAGAGAGAAACUGUCAAAAAACGAAAGGAAAAUGGAGGCAAAGGACACCCAGACCUUGGUCUUUUUUUAGGGAGUAAUUUUACUGCUUUACAUUUGAAGUAUGCCACAUCCCCAUCCAGUGACAAGACCGCAGCAUUAGUCAAGUUCUGGAUGGGGUCAUAUUUACGCUAUCUGAAAAUUUUAACAGUAGAUCUUAGAACCCCAGUGUCUUUUAACUUGCCAAAAGAAUAUGUUUUCAUUAAGAAAUUUCCAAUGAAACAUGACUUGGAACGUGAAAAUUUGAAUGUUUUAAAGGACCAUAAAAUUAUUAUCUCUGUUGUGCAGGAUCGGGAGAAGGUGAGCCCAGUACCAGGCCUAACGGAGAUUGAGGCAAAAACAGUGUGGAGGAACGCAGCCCACCCUGCCCUUCAGAACCAUCAAAAGGACCUGAUGUGGAUGGCGGCCCAUGAGAUCCUACCGACCAGGGCGGUCAUGCACUCCCGCGGCAUGGCCGCCAACGCAAAGUGCCCACGGCUCGGGUGCAACCACGAAGAGACCGUGCGGCACGUCCUCUGGGACCGUGACCGGCCCCCUGGUUUUCCCGUGCCUGCCAGUGGGUGGGAUCCAGAUGGACUAUAAUCUCGCCGUCCUAGGGGUGGGCCGGAGGACAAAGGAUUUAACAUCGGAACAGUUCACAACGCUCUGGCUCACCCUGAACGCUAUA